Molecule: messenger RNA, 1788 nt
Organism: Archocentrus centrarchus (flier cichlid)
Lineage: Eukaryota; Metazoa; Chordata; Actinopteri; Cichliformes; Cichlidae
Product: transformer-2 protein homolog alpha-like
Exons: 9
Coding region: 687-1268 (193 amino acids)
Molecular function (GO): RNA binding
Source: RefSeq, a predicted model, not a curated record
GUGCGUUACGCUGAACGCGGCAAUAAAAUUGCUCCCCAGAGCAACUUUAGCGUAAACGUUUCAGUUCUUUACGCAUUUGCUGAGUUGUUACUUUAUAAUGAGCGACAACGAGAAAGAAUUCAGGGAGCAGGUUGAGGUUGGAAGAAAGAAAAAGGCGGAAGACGUUUCAGAUGUGAAGUUUUUAUUGUUUGAAGCUGAUGGUGUUGAUGCAUGCUAAUGUAUGGCAGAGAUGCUGAAAAAAGGAGCGAUCAAGAUCUGUCCCCACUUCUAGUGUUGUAAUGGGAGAUGGUAAAAGGGGGAAGAGGAGGCAAAAAAGAAGUCAUAUAUUCAAACGGAAGAAAGAAGAAAUGAAGGGUUGUUAUGAAGUAAUGAAGUUAAAGAAGUUAUGAAGUUAAGAUGAGAAGUUUUCCAGGGACUCUCGGGCCGGCUCACGGAGCCCAUCUCCUCGAGGGUCUCCUAAAUCCACCAGCCGCUCACCAGUGCGCUCCAGAGGUGGCUCCCGCCAUUCCAGGUCCAAAUCUCACUCCCGAUCUAGAUCCCGGUCCAGAUCCAAAUCCAGGUCUCGGUCCCACCGAAGCUCACGCAGGCACCACUCCCGUUCUCGCUCCCGCUCCCGCCGACGCCGUUCCAGGAGCCGAUCUCGCAGCUCUGAGUACCGCCGGCGCAGGAGUCAUAGCCGCUCCCCCAUGUCGAAUCGGCGCCGACACAUUGGGAACAGGGCCAACCCAGACCCCAACACUUGCCUGGGUGUUUUUGGUCUGAGCCUCUACACCACUGAGAGGGACCUAAGGGAGGUUUUCUCUAAAUAUGGCCCUCUGUCCGAUGUCAACAUUGUGUAUGACCAGCAAUCGCGCCGCUCCAGAGGUUUUGCCUUUGUCUAUUUUGAAAACUGUGAGGACUCCAAGGAGGCCAAAGAACGAGCUAAUGGAAUGGAGCUGGAUGGGCGCAGGAUCCGAGUGGAUUUCUCAAUUACCAAACGAGCCCAUACUCCCACUCCAGGAAUCUACAUGGGACGCCCCACAUACGGUGGUGGUGGUGGCGGCGGUGGCGGCGGCGGUGGUGGUGGUGGCGGCGGCGGCGGCUCAUCCCGUCGUGUCUCAAGGGACUACGACAGGGGCUACGACAGAGGCUACGAUAGAGGUUACGAUCGUGACUAUGAUCGUUAUGAUGACCGCGAGUACCGUUCAUACAGACGCAGAUCUCCAUCUCCAUACUAUAGUAGAGGAUACCGCUCUCGAUCACGGUCCUACUCGCCACGUCACUACUGAGCAGCAAAAGAAGCGACAGAAGUAUUACCAUUUGGAUUUUUUUUUUUUGUUAGUUUGUUUUUAGAUUUGGCCAUAUUAUGUAUGUGAUAAGAACUCUGCAUCUGUUUGUGUAUCAAAAGUUUAACAAAAUUUACCCCCGCAAAAAAAAAAAAAAAAAAAAAAAAAAAAAUUCUCUCCGAGCACAAGAAUGUCAGCAGGGAAUCAUGCUGCGCCAAGUCUGUGGGAAAUUUGUCAUUUUUGGAUAUUAAGUGUGAUUAAAAUUAAUUGAAAGCACAACCCGUCUGUCAGUGGUAAUUAAAAGGCUGGCAUGUGCUCAGCUGUCGUGUUUUUAUCAUGGCAGGAUUUUCUGUGCCAGUUUUAUUACUUUCUCAUUUUGCUCUAGGUUGGUAGGUGACUUCUUUAAACUGUUGUGAGCCUAGUUUGCCCUUCAUUAAGUUUUAAAUGCCAUGUUUCUUUUUGUCUUUACUUGAUUGAACGUACAUUUUUGUUUGUAUAUAAGAAAUAAAAAAUACUUUGAGCA